Messenger RNA from Panicum virgatum (switchgrass), 2785 nucleotides. Its product is annotated as G-type lectin S-receptor-like serine/threonine-protein kinase At2g19130. The record is from RefSeq and is a predicted model, not a curated record. The transcript has 2 exons. Gene Ontology annotation, biological process: recognition of pollen; protein phosphorylation. The coding region runs from base 73 to 2619 and encodes 848 amino acids. Lineage: Eukaryota; Viridiplantae; Streptophyta; Magnoliopsida; Poales; Poaceae. Gene Ontology annotation, molecular function: protein serine/threonine kinase activity; ATP binding.
AUAUAUAUCUGCUGCUGCAGCGGCGGCGGCGGCGGGGAAGGUGCGCGGCCGGCCACUGCGCCUGCCAACGAGAUGGCCGGUGCUGCGCGCGCGUCUCCCCUGCUCGUGCUCGUCCUGGCGCUGGUCGCCGCGCGCGUAUCUCUGCCCGCGCGCGCCCAGGACACGGUCGCCGCCGGCCGGCCGCUCUCCGGCGACGCCAAGCUCGUCUCCCGCGGCGGCAAGUUCGCGCUCGGCUUCUUCCAGCCAGACGGAGGAGCCUCCGGCAGCUGGUACGUCGGCAUCUGGUACAACAACAUCGCCGAGCGGACGCCGGUGUGGGUGGCCAACCGCGAGAGGCCCGUGUCCGACCCGGCAGCCUCGCGGCUGGCCAUCGCGGCCGACGGCAACCUCGCCCUGCUCGACCCGUCCGGCUCGCCCGUCUGGUCCACCAACGCCACCGCCGGCAACUCCACCGCCACGGCCGCCGUCCUCAUCGACACGGGCAACCUCGUGCUCGCGCCGGCGGCGAACGCCUCGGACGUGCUGUGGCAGAGUUUCGACCACAUCGGCGACACGUGGCUGCCCGGCGGGAAGCUGAGGCGGGACAAGGCCACCGGGGUCAUCCAGGGGAUGACCUCGUGGCGGGCGCGCGGGGACCCCGCGCCGGGCCCCUACACGCUCCAGCUCGACCCGGCCGGCGCGCCGCAGUACGUGCUGCGGUGGAACGGCACGCGCGACUACUGGCUCACCGGCGACUGGAACGGCCGCUUCUUCGCCGGCGCGCCGGAGGUCGCCGCGACGGGCGGCGCGGCCGGGUACGCCUUCCGGUUCGUGGACAACGACCGGGAGAGCUACUUCACCUACGACUUCGCCGACAACUCCACCGUGUACCGCUUCGUUACGGACGUGUCCGGGCAGGUCAAGGGGUGGUACUGGGUGCCGGCCCUGCAGAGCUGGAACCUGGUGUACGCCGAGCCCAAGGCGCGGUGCGCGGUGCCGCGCGCCUGCGGCGCCUUCGGCGUCUGCAGCGACGCCGACGCCGCCACGGCCUGCGGCUGCGCCAGGGGGUUCGCGCCGCGGGACGCCGCGAGCUGGAGCCUCGGUGACCACACCGGCGGCUGCGUGCGGAACGCCGAGCUGCGUUGCGGCGGCAACGGCAGCGCCGCCGCUGCUGGCUCCGAGACGAAGGCGGAUAGGUUCUUCCGCAUGGACGGCAUGAGGCUCCCCGACGGCGGCCGCGUCGCGGCGGCGGCGAGGAGCUCCGGCGAAUGCGAGACGGCGUGCCUCGGCGACUGCACGUGCUCUGCCUACGCGUACAACGGAAGCUGCGUCCUGUGGAGCAGCGAGCUGCAGAACCUGGCGGACGGGUACGGCAGCCAGCCCGGCGCGGGGAGCCUCUACCUGAGGCUGGCCGCGUCGGAGUUCCCCAGGGCGAAGAGCCACAGGCGGAGGACCGUGGCGAUCGCCGUCAGCGCGCUCGCCGCCGCCUGCUUCGUGCUCGCCGCGUCCAUCCUCAUCGUCCGGGCAACAAUGGCGCGGCGAAGGAAGAAAGUCCAAGGCCUCACCAGCGCGGAGGGAAGCGUGACCAGUUUCACGUACAGGGACCUCCAGUCCCUGACCAACAACUUCUCCGACAAGCUCGGCGGCGGCGCCUUCGGCUCCGUGUUCCGCGGUCAGCUCCCCGACGGCGCCGCCAUCGCCGUGAAGAAGCUGGAGGGGCUCCGGCAAGGCGAGAAGCAGUUCCGCGCGGAGGUGAGCACGCUGGGCACCAUCCAGCACAUCAACCUGAUCCGCCUGCUCGGCUUCUGCUCGGAGGGCGGCGACCGGAAGCUGCUCGUCUACGAGCUCAUGCCCAACGGCUCGCUGGACCGGCACCUGUUCGGCGAAGCCACGCCCUACACGCUCAGCUGGCGCGCGCGGCACCACAUCGCCGUCGGCGUCGCCAAGGGGCUCGCCUACCUCCACGACAAGUGCCGGGACUGCAUCAUCCACUGCGACGUCAAGCCGGAGAACAUCCUCCUGGGCGCGGACCUGGCGCCCAAGGUGGCGGACUUCGGGCUCGCCAAGCUCGUCGGCAGGGACUUCAGCCGGGUGCUGACCACCAUGCGCGGCACCAUCGGGUACCUCGCGCCGGAGUGGAUCGGCGGCGAGGCGAUCACCGCCAAGGCCGACGUGUUCAGCUACGGCAUGAUGCUGUUCGAGAUCGUGUCCGGGAGGAGGAAUGUCGAGCACGGGAGGUCUGAGCCGCCGGACUCCUCCUCGUCCAGAGGCGCGGGCGGCGGCCAUGCCACGACGGCGACGGCGACGGCGACGGCGACGGCGACGUUCUUCCCCGUGCUGGCCGCGAGGAGGCUGGCGGAGGCGGAGGGGGACGUGAUGGCGCUGCUGGACCCGGAGCUGGGAGGGGACGCGGACGUCGAGGAGGUGAGGAGGGUGUGCAAGGUUGCGUGCUGGUGCAUCCAGCACGGCGUCGACGCGCGGCCGACGAUGGCGGAGGUGGUGCAGGCGCUGGAGGGGCUCACUGACUUCGAGAUGCCGCCGGUGCCGAGAUACCUUGAAGUGCUUGCCGGGCGGACGGCCGAUGGACAUGCACCCGACACGAUAGACCGCAGUUCGCGAGUAUUUGAUUCAUCAAAGUAAUAUUGGGUGAUUUUUUUCUUUUUUUUGUGGGGUUGCAGUAGGUUAAACUACAAAUAGAAUUGAAACAGACACGAAAUGAGAGAGUAUCAUGUAAAGUGAUCAAAAUACAAUAGCUUCGGAUGUCAUACAUAAGUCGAUGCUACUUGGCAAGAGCAAUUGAAUGUUA